Penaeus chinensis is the source of this 4642-nucleotide messenger RNA. RefSeq lists its product as uncharacterized. Lineage: Eukaryota; Metazoa; Arthropoda; Malacostraca; Decapoda; Penaeidae. The coding region runs from base 778 to 3444 and encodes 888 amino acids. The transcript has 12 exons. The record is from RefSeq and is a predicted model, not a curated record.
ACAGGGAGGCAGGCGCACUCUCUUCCCAUCCACCCACUCGUAUUCACAGACCCGGAACUCACUCGCUCUCAUACUCUAACUCUUCGGUCGCAGAUUAGCAUCACUCUGCUCUCCUUCACAGCCUCCUUCCUCGAUCGAGUUCUGUGACUGUUCUCCUCUCCCUCUUCUCCUCUCCUCACUCCUCUUCACUCUUCACUACCCCCCUCUCCCUCCCCCCUCUCGAAGACAACUGUUGACCCAGUGUUCGUGAUUAAUCGUAUAAUAUUUUUUCCCCCUCCUUGGCUCGCCAUCUUGAAAGAAAAUAAUUGUGUGUCGCAUUCGGCGCGACUCGAACGUCUGAUGAAAUUCGUUGCUGAAGAAAAAUGAAGUGGAAAGCGGUUUAUUUUUGAAUUUUGAUUUGUUAAAUUGAAAAACAAAGACUGGUUCGCGCGCGUGUGUGCAUGGGCAUGUGUGCAUAUAUAUUUUUUUUAACGAUCAUUAGUAAAAGGUUAACGGGCCAGUGAUUGAACAUGCAAGUGAAGAGGAAAUAAAAAAUUGAUCCACGAGUGAACGCAAGCACGUGUAAGUGAUAAGACGUUCUUGCAGAGGAAGUGUAAGAAAAUAAUCGUAAGCAAGAUAAAAUAAAUAAACGAGAAUAGACAAUGGACGCAGGAAUCGGGAAAAAAUCCACAAUGAGAGAGUGAGAUGUGAUUAACGAUUUUAAAACUAUAAAAGUAUACACAGCGACUACCUAACAGAAUUUAUUAUCGCCGUAGUGUUAAUAUUAAAGGAGACGGUAUGGUAGAGCCUGCUGGAGCCAUGGCCAUGUUCGUGCUGCGGCUGGCGGGGCUGCUGUCCCUCGAGAACGCCCUCCAGAGCAAGGAAGCCAACCUUACCGACGCGGCCUUCAACGUGAGCGCGCUGCCGUUCGGGGAGGACUUGGCUCAGGCCAAUUUCACGUGGCCAGCGCCCUUGAACGACUCGGAGCUUGCGGGGCCUUCGAGUGCGGGCGUUUCGACCACACCGGUACCGACCACUGAAUCCUACAUUACCACUCACUCCACUGCCACUACGACUGCUGCUACCACCACGACUACCACUACGACUACCACUACGACAACCUCUGCCACCACAACUACGCCUGAAAGGUUCACAACCACCGAAUCUCCGAGGAGAGUUUUAUCGACACCUAACUUUGUCAGCGAGUCGUCAACCGAAAGAAAAAGUUGGGACGAGGAACAUGUGAUGAGCACGACAGCGCUCGCGAACGGCAGGGCGGCCCAUCCUCCCGCGAAUGAUGCGGAGGCGAAAACGGACGACCAAGGAGACCUGCGGGACGACAAGGGGGCCGGCCCUUUGGAUCAACUGCCGAGGGCGAGUCCUCUGUCGGACGUGCGACCCGAAGGGGAGUUAAAUGCCACUCAGCAACAUAAAGUGGAAGGCGAAGAGGGCGAAGAAGGGGGAAUCGAGGGAGGAGAGACUGAUGAUUCCUCCGAAGUGACUGCGGAUACAGGUGACGUCGGAGAGGACCCUCCAACCCUCACUCCUCCCCCCGCGAAGCCCGCACCCCCAUCGAGCUCGCCUGGGAAGGGCGCUCCUCACCUCGAGGCGCUUGCGGAGGACGAUGCUCUCCUGGGCAUCAUAGACCCCAACGAAUUCGCAAGCCUCGAGGCCCCGCCCGAGGACUUCAUACCCAGCGACUUCGAGUACUACGACUUCGGGCCGCAGAACCCGGACGCGAUAGUGAAGCCGACCCUGUCGUCCAUGAACCUCGUGAGCCCUGUGCCCGUGGGAGGGGGAGGCCCGAGACCGAACCCCGCCCUCGAGUGGGACGACCUCGACACGGACAGAGACCUGCCCCUCAGGUCAAAGGUUUCCCCGCCGCGACCUGUGCCCCCGAUCUAUCCUCGCAACCACGAGGGGCGAAACAACCCUUAUCCUUACGGCCCUCGGCUCCUCCCAGGGCCCUACGCCCCCCUCACCCCGAACGUCCCCCGGGUCAUCGACGCCCCCGAUGAGGACCUCUACCACCGGUCCAUGGAGUACGAGUACGAGGAGUUCGAGUACUACUACGAUUCCGACGAGGAGUCGAAGUACGAGGUGCAGACGAAGGAGCCGCCGGUGCUCUUCGUGUUCGACAAGCCCGGCUACUCCCCCGAGGCGCCCACCACCGUCCUGCCGCCUUCCUUCCCCCCUGAGGGUAGUCCAUCACACGCUGAGCUCAUGGAGGUCGUCCAAACAAACGACCACCACUCGGAGGCCACCCAGCACACCCACGCCCUCCACACCUUGCCAAAGACACUCGCUUCCGAUAACCCUUCACAAUUUACAACCAAUCCCACCUACACGAUUUCACACCAAACGCAGCCUACGAAACCAUUCCUCAGAACAACCAAACAACCGCAACUUUCGCUUUAUCAACCAGGUUUCCGAGGAGAGAGGUGUCGCUCCCGUGAGACGCCUUGGAUCAGAAGGUAUAAUCUCGGGCCUCGUGAUGACCUGGUUGUUCGACUGACGCAACCUUGGGACAUCCUGUGUUUUGGCCGUGAGAGGCAGCUAAGAAUGGAAGUCCUGGUGGACGAGUUGGAGCCGAAGACAGUGUUCGUGCACAACUUCGAAGCCAACGUGUGGGACGUGACUGAGCAAUUCCUGGAGGAGAAAGUGAAGACUCUGAUGGCCCAGCUAAGGCACAACGGAGAGGCUUUUCUCGAUCGCUACUACUACCUCGCCUCCUACAGCAGGCCAGAGUUGUAUCAGCCUGUUUAUUACGAGAUCUGGGUCUACGCCACCAACUUCCGCGACCCUCAGACCACUAUGAAGACCAUGAGCAGACGCAGGUCAUCGCAGGUCAACAAAAUCACACAGAAGACCCUUAGCAAGCUGUGCAGAGGGGUCGAGUGUCCUAACUUCGAGGUGUUGAGGACCUACAAGUACGGCAUCCAGAAGAGGCGCUACUUCGACGGUCUCUUCGCCUCGACCACGGCAGGAGAGUGCGAGUUCACCACCAUGAGCGUCUGGAAGGGCUUCAUGCCGCUCCAUCUCUAUAAACACGGCAUCAACUCCCACAUGGAAGUGAUCGAGGCGACGCGGCCCAUAGCGCUUGUGCACGUGAGGGACUCGGGAGAACCGAUGACCGAGUGCCCCCAGAACAUGACCAUGUCCCUCUACCUCCCCAAGAGACUUCAUUCAAAUCCCCCGAUCACUGGAUACGCGGCCCCAAACGUGCGGAUCACAGCCCUCAAUGAUGUGAUCGUCUACGCGUAUACUGUGGGCGGCUACCUGCUUGAUCCGCUACGUGUCCGCAGAGAGCUCGCAGAUAUGAAAUACAGGCUCUCGGAGUUCGGCGAGUGUUACAAGGACGACGAAUACUACGUGGUCAUUUACGAUUUCAUCGUGCGAUACCACGGGAGACAGAACGAGAUCUGGAUCGUCGCCGAGAACUGCCGGGCGACGCACAACGGCUGAGCGAGAGAAGCGAAGGAGGACGCAGGUCAGGAACAGCGCAUCAUAAGGGGGAGUUGUUGUUUAGCAGCUUCUUUAAAACUUUAUACGUGUAAUUGUUCUCCGAGACUUUGUAAUAGUUGCACGUGUGAGUUUGGGUUUAUAAAAUCGUUUUUUUUUUUCCAUUUUGUCAGCCCUUCUUUAAGCAGUUAUACUUGUAAAACACCAUAAUUCCAGUAUUCCCGAAAUCAAUAUUAUUAUGUCCUGCAGGGAUCGUGUAUAUAACGCGACGCUUACACUGUAUUUUUACAUAUGUUAUAACAAUGUGAUCUAAAACAACAGUGCAGCUUCCGAGGUAAUUCAUGGUCAGUUUAAGUCUUUUUUUAGUUGAUGAAAUAAGAGUUAAUCCGCAAAUAUUCUUCUAAUUUUGAAUAAUUGUAUCGGCGCUCUAUCUUUCCUCUGUACACAUCGAUAUAUAAGCGUACUUAUACAUAGACACGUGUAAAAAACAGUCAGGUAAUUAGUAGGUCAGUGUUUAACAUCGUCCACGACAGAAACAGAAAUAUAUGUUAAUUGUUUGCCUCUGAGACUGGUAUGAAGUUAGGUUUACGUCUAAAAUGUAAAAGAUAAAAAUAAUCCUUAGCGUAUUCACCUUAUCAGUAUUAAGCUUACUUAUUAUGAGUAUUUAUAGACUAGUACCUAAUACUAUACUCACCCUUUUUAUAUACAGAGAGACUGCGCGUUUUUCUGUUAACAAAGAUUACGUUUGUUCCAAGUACUAAGCCUUGUCUUUGUGAAGUCAAGUUCCUCGGACAAGUUGCUGUUUUUGAGAUUCACUAAUACGCUUGUUUAGGUUUACGUUUUGUUUUCAUUUCUUUAAGUCAAUAAUUUAUAUACCCGCCUGUAUUAAUUACAUAUGUAGUUUGUUACUAGAUUCUUUUAUACUGCAUAGAUAUUUGACGUAUUGCCUUUUUUUUAUAUAUUUGUUUAUUCAUUUGAAGGGAACAGUAAAAUGUAUCCUUUAUAUGUUCGAGGAUAAAAUGAUAAUGUAUUUAUAACACACAGGAAUCUGUUACGACAUUUAUCAUAUAUUAUGGUAUUUAUCGUUAAUUAUGAUCACACUACCAUGUGUAAUAACAAAACAGUUUAAAAGUUCUAAUCUGUAAGUUAUUAUCAUAUUGUAAUGAAAUCCAAAUUGGGUCAAAUAAAAAUAAGAAUCCUU